GUAGAGUUUAGUAAUUGGUUGACUCAGCUGGUCGGCACCUGGGUCGUCUGCCAGGACACACAACUGAAGGAUUUAACUCUUAUUUAAAUUAGUUAUGGCGGUGUUAUACAGACUGAAGAGUGCUAUACAUGGUAGACACAUGACAAGUUUAACUGUUUUGUGUCAGAAGUUACCUGUUCCAAUACAACCUUUAGCAUUUGCAACACAGAUACGAAACAUGUCACGAGUGAAGCGUAGACACAGUCAGCCACCAUUCUGGCUGCCCAAAACCACAAGAACUAUGUACCCUGAAGAAUUGACUCCUGAGAAUGAGUCCUAUGUGAGUGAGGUCAUCGCUGAUCAAUAUUCCUCACCACUAAAGUCAGACCCUUGGGAAAGAGGUGCUUGGCACGAAAAAUCAAUAAGAUGUGGAGUUAUUGCACGAAAGAUUGGCAUCUAUCCAAUGUGGACCAAAAAUGGGACGAGGCUAUUGACAACAUUGUUACAAGUAACAGACAACCAUGUGAUUAAAUACAUACCACCAGAAGACUUAAUGGAGACUGAGAAGAAAGCCAACAGACUUAGACCAACUGCUGCAUUAAUUGUUGGGGCUGAUGCAGCAGAUCCCAGGAUGGUCACAAAGGAGUUCUUCAGUUUGUUUUCUGAAACAGGAAUUCUUCCUAAAAAGAAACUAAGUAAAUUUCUCAUCACACCCAAUGCAAAGUUAGCUCCAGGCACUCCGCUGUAUGCUUCUCAUUUCCGACCUGGGAAUUAUGUUGAUGUUGCUGGUGUCACGAUUGACCGAGGAUUCCAGGGUGUAAUGAAGAGAUGGGGUUUCAAAGGAAUGCCAGCCUCACAUGGAGUAACUAAGAGUCACCGGCGAGGAGGAACUAUUGGUAGUGGUGGUGAGAAGGCUCGAGUGCUGCCUGGCCAGAAAAUGCCCGGGCACAUGGGCAGAGAAAGAAGAAUACUCAAAGGCCUUAAGGUAUGGCGCAUCAACACACACUACAAUGUUCUGUGGGUUAGUGGUCCUGCCAUCCCAGGGUCAACUGGUUCUUAUGUGUACAUUUACGACUCUUUUCUUCCUACUCGGAAAUACACUGCAGAAAACCAUCCUCCAUUUCCAACAUUAUUUCAGGAUGAACAAGAAAUCGACGAGGAAUUGUAUGAUCCAGAUUUACAUGUAUUUUCUGAACCAGCAAUUUCAUUUGCUGACGAAAAAUAAAUUCCUUGAUAUUCAUCAUGACAAAAGGGAAUAUUAGGUGUGCUUACUAUAUUUGUAUUGCAUGACAUUUUAUUUGAAAAAAAUAAAUAAAAAGAUGUAUAUAAA
Messenger RNA from Homarus americanus (American lobster), 1309 nucleotides. It is a transcript of the gene mRpL3, whose product is annotated as 39S ribosomal protein L3, mitochondrial-like. The record is from RefSeq and is a predicted model, not a curated record. Gene Ontology annotation, cellular component: mitochondrial large ribosomal subunit; ribosome. Bases 95 to 1204 code for a protein of 369 amino acids. The transcript has 7 exons. Lineage: Eukaryota; Metazoa; Arthropoda; Malacostraca; Decapoda; Nephropidae. Gene Ontology annotation, molecular function: structural constituent of ribosome. Gene Ontology annotation, biological process: translation.